AUGUACAAAGAGAGCGAGACAAAGGUCAGGUGCAUAGCGGGAACAAAAGAGCCUUUCAAGGUAGAAGUGGGGUUACAUCAGGGGUCAGCGUUGAGCCCGUUCCUAUUUGCCAUCAUCAUGGACAGCUUCACAGAGAGCAUCAGGAAAGAGGCUCCUUGGAACAUGAUGUUUGCUGACGAUGUUGUGCUUUGCUGCGAGGAGAAAAUCGAGCUAGAGGAGGACCUGGAGAGGUGGCACGAUAGACUGGAGAGGAGAGGAAUGAAGGUAUCAAGAGCGAAGACGGAGUACAUGUGCUUGAAUGGGGUGUCCAGAGGAAACAUACGGAUGCAAGACCAACAACUGCCAGUAGUAAGUGAAUUCAGGUACCUUGGUAGCACAGUACAAUCGGAUGGUGGAGUAGAAGCAGAGAUCAGCAGAAGGAUCCAAUCAGGAUGGAACAACUGGAAGAAGAUGGCCGGUGUGAUGUGUGACAAGAGGGUCCCAGCCAAAGUUAAGGGAAAGAUCCACCGGACCGUGAUCCAGCCGGCAAUGCUUUACGGGCUGGAGACGGUACCCCAAACGAAGGCGACAAAUGAAACUAGAGGUGGCUGA
Messenger RNA from Penaeus chinensis, 591 nucleotides. RefSeq lists its product as uncharacterized. Lineage: Eukaryota; Metazoa; Arthropoda; Malacostraca; Decapoda; Penaeidae. The record is from RefSeq and is a predicted model, not a curated record. The transcript has a single exon. Bases 1 to 591 code for a protein of 196 amino acids.